Molecule: messenger RNA, 2011 nt
Organism: Lagenorhynchus albirostris (white-beaked dolphin)
Lineage: Eukaryota; Metazoa; Chordata; Mammalia; Artiodactyla; Delphinidae
Gene: EPGN
Product: epithelial mitogen
Exons: 6
Coding region: 186-854 (222 amino acids)
Biological process (GO): positive regulation of cell population proliferation; positive regulation of mitotic nuclear division; epidermal growth factor receptor signaling pathway
Source: RefSeq, a predicted model, not a curated record
GAGUACACGAAUGCCUCAAGGCUUCAAGCUGCUGCCAGAAAGACAUAUUUUUUUGAUUGGUAAGAACUGCCAGAUGACGCUUCAUGAAAUAUAAAUGCAAGAAAGCCUCCGAGAGAGCUCAAUAAAAGCCUUCCACCCGUCAUUCUAGGAGGAUAACAGCAAGAUACUGUUAACAAGUGCAGGAAAUGGCUUUCGGAGUUUCAAUAUCAGUCUAUAUCUUAUUCAAUGCUGUGACAGCAUUGACUGAAGAGGCAGCCAGGACUGUAACACCCCCAAUCACAACCCAGCAAAGUGACUGGACCAUUAACAAAACAGAAGCUGGCUACACAGAAGGACCCAUAGCGUUGAGGGUCUCACAUCCUUGCCUGGAAGACCACCAUAGUUACUGCAUCAAUGGUGUUUGUGCAUUCCACGAUGAGCUGGAGAAAGCCAUCUGCAGGUGUUUUGCUGGUUAUACUGGAGAAAGGUGUGAGCACUUGACCUUAACUUCAUAUGCUGUGGAUCCUUAUGAAAAAUACAUUGCAAUUGGGAUUGGCGUUGGAUUAUUAUUAAGUGGUUUUCUUGUUAUUUUUUACUGCUACAUAAAAAAGAGUACGUGGGCCUCUCACCGCCGUGGCCUCUCCCAUCGCGGAGCAACAGGCUCCGGACGCGCAGGCUCAGCGGCCAUGGCCCACGGGCCCAGCCGCUCCGCGGCAUGUGGGAUCCUCCCGGACCGGGGCACGAACCCGCGUCCCCUGCAUCGGCAGGCGGACCCCCAACCACUGCGCCACCAGGGAAGCCCGACAUAUGUGUCUAAAACUGAAAUCACCUUACAAUGUCUGUUCCGGAGGAAGACCACUAUGAGGCCUUUGUAAGAAAUUUUCAUGAGUCAUUGGUGAAAAUCAGUGGGCCCAAAACUGAAAUUUUCAAGUGAAACAACAAAACUUCCUAAGCUGACUAGAAAGUUGGGAUCACGAUGAAACAAGAGAAUAAAUUUCAACAUUGGUCCUUUGGCUUUGCCAUUUUUAAAGUGCCACGGGAGCCAAGGGAACAAGGUACAGUGACAGAGGUCAAGUUCACAGUCCUACUCUGGGUUUGUUGCUGUUGUGUGAUUAUUGUUCUCACUGCAGAGAGACUGAGUUUUGUGCUUCUGACUACGUCAGAUGUGAAAUUUCAUGGGAAUAAUUAUCAACCUUGCAGCCAGCCAAAGCAAUGCCAAGCUUGGAUCCUUCACUAUGCUUGCUACCAGGAUUCUGGACCACUGCUCUACGGACCAAAUCCCAAACAUGAUGCUUUCAUGGUGUCUAAAAGAAUGCGAUGUCAGCUAUUCAGAUGACAUUCGUAUUAUGGCACCUCCAGUGAACCAAACUUAUGAUUAAAGUCUAAGCUACAGAAAAGAAACGGAAUGUCCAAGGCAAACAUAAUGAUACCCAACUUGUGACAACACUGUGAAAUAUGGAAUAAGCUAAAGAGUUUCUGAUGACUGAAAGCUACCUGGAUAUUGAGCCCUGAGGAGGCAAAAAGGUUUUGUUUCUGCAUGGAUUAUAAAAUUUUGUGUUGGACUCACUGGUCCCCGAAUGCUUAUGUUCAUCACUUUCUCCUAUUGUUAGUGGAAUUACCUGGCGAUUAUCUAUUUGGACUGAAAUUCUAAAAUUCUACUAACAAAUAAAAUUCUACAAUUGGCUCUGAAAUAGAAACUGAAGAACUUGACAUAAGAAUUUUUCACCAGCCAACAGCGGGUGGACAUUUUCUUUACCAUUUCUGGGUACCGGAGAGAAGAUUUGCACAGAGGGAGAGAAAACGGAAUAUUGGUAGAAAUAACAAUUUGAGAAUUAGGGUCCUUCCUCUCUAAUCAUAUUUCUUCCACCUAAUUCGAAUAGUCUUGUUCAGGUCCCUUAAUUUCUUUGGGCUUUGAUCAGUUUGUACAAUGUCCUUCUAACUCUAAAAUUUGAUUGUGACAGAAGAGAGAAUAUUUUCCACCUCUCAACUCCAUCUCUGUCCCUGAUCUCACCUCUCACCCCACUGGAUAUCA